Fomitopsis serialis is the source of this 2260-nucleotide messenger RNA. Its product is annotated as mitochondrial inner membrane protein Mitofilin. The transcript is spliced from 6 exons. Gene Ontology annotation, cellular component: MICOS complex. The record is from RefSeq and is a predicted model, not a curated record. The coding region runs from base 133 to 2082 and encodes 649 amino acids. Lineage: Eukaryota; Fungi; Basidiomycota; Agaricomycetes; Polyporales; Fomitopsidaceae. Gene Ontology annotation, biological process: cristae formation.
CAAAUUGGGUAAGUUCACAACGUCAGCGGAAAUUGCGUGCAGCAGCACUGUCCCGACGCUGUCCGACCCGGCGUAGACUAUUUCUUCCUCGUCACCGACUACGGUGUACACGCUACAGCACUCGGUGCGCUCAUGAUUCGUGCGCUGUCUGCCCCGAGGGCGGUGGGGGCACCCUCCGGUCGGGUCGUCGUACGGGUAACACGUCGCCGGUAUGCGACGGAACCUCCCACCGCCACGCCGAAGAAAAAGAAGAGCAUCGUCCGCCGCCUGCUCUUCUACACGGCAGCAGGAACAGCGACCUUCUACGUCGGCAGCGCGUUCGUCGCGUUCAAGUACCCGCCAUACCACGAUGUCUUCGUGCAGCAGGUGCCGCUAGGUGCCGCUGUCGUGCAGUAUGGCGAAGACAACGACUGGGACACUGUGACGCUCGAGAAGGUCAUUACCCUCGGCAAGGGUGUGUACAACUACGUGCAGGGCCUCGUCACCGGGCAAGAACGAGGCGAUGUUCUCCAGCGCGCGAAGGAUGCUAUGGGCAAGACGAAGGAGACGGUUGUGCACAGUGUCGAAGCGUCCACGGAGGCCAUCCAGGAUGCAGUACAGAACCGAGUGCAGGAGACAAAGGACCGCGUGAAGCAGGCGGCUGAGACGAUGAAGACGAGCGUGAAGAAGACCGAUGGAGGGAUGGCCGAGAAGAGUGCACGGGCAGCGAAGAUUUUCUCGGACGGUGUUGAAGACCUCGUACGCAAGGCGGAGGCUGCGCUUGCUGGUCGGGCCCCACAGCCUGGGGAUAACGAAGCAGAGACAUCACCCAAGAGCGGCAACGUAUACGGGGCACCUUUGCCUAUCGGUUUUGAGCCCCCUCCUGGCUACACGCGCCCAGCACCACCGAAGAAAGCACCAACACAGGCUACUCCGGCGAAACCUGCACCUGCACCGCUCCCCCUUGUCGCACCUGCUGUUAUGGAGUUCGGAGCGUCGGAACCCGUCAUUGCGCAGCUUGCCUCAGUCAUUGACAACCUUGCAUCCUUCCUGAACACCAAUCCAUCGGCGGCGGAGAAGGCACGAGACAUCCUUGACACCGCCAAGGUCGACUUGACGUCUCUUGCGACGCGGAUUGACCAGGUCAAGGCGGAGGAGCGAACAAAACUCGAGGCGAGACUGGACGAGCAAACGCGCGAGUACACGCUGAAGCUCCUCGAGCUUGAGAUGGAGGGACAAGACAAGCUUGACAGCCAAGAGCAGGACUUCCGCAAGUUCUUCGACGAGGAGAGGAUGAAGUUCGUGCAGGCUUACCGGGAGAAGCUGAACCGUGAGUUGCAAACCCAGAGCGAGAUCAUCAACGAACGUCUCAAGGAGGAAGUCAUUGCGCAGGGCAUUGAGUUGCAGCGCCGCUGGAUCCGCGACAUCAAGGUCCGCGUUGAACAAGAGCGUGGCGGGCGUCUCGCCAAGUUGGACGAGCUCGCGACGAACUUGAAGCGUCUCGAGCGCAUUGCCCUCGACAACUCCGCCUUCCUUGACGAGAACAUCCGCAUCCACGCACUGUGGUCCGCUCUCCGCGCGCUUACACACAACGUCGACGCACCCGUCCGCAAACCGUUCCGCGAGGAGCUGCGGGUGCUCCGGCACCUCGCCGCGGCUCGUGAAGACUCUCUGGUCUCGUCGGUACUCGAAUCGCUGGAGUCAUCAGACGUGCCUGACGUCGGUGUCGAACCAUUCGCGGACCUCGCGACUUGGUUCACUACGUCGGUUGCCCCCGCCGUGAGCAGCGUCGCGCUCGUACCUGAUCAAGACGCGGGCGUGCUCAGCCAUCUCGCAUCACAUCUCGUCUCGACGUUCACAUUCCGCCGGCAAGGACUGGUUCCUGGUGACGACGUUCUCAGCGUGCUGGCAAGAGCGGAAUACCAUCUCAACGAGAAGGAUCUCGACAGCGCUGCCCGGGAGUUGAAUCAGCUCAAGGGCCCCGCGAAGGUGCUGCUGUCUGACUGGUUGGAUGCCGCACGGAGAAGGCUGGAAGUGCUGCAGGCGCUGGAGGUUGCACAAGCACAAGCUACACUCGCUUCUCUGCUAGUAGCGCAGGACUAAAAUGUGUGCAGUUUGCUAGAUCCACUAUAAUAGACUACGUACAGGACACUGCGAUUGUCGGGGGUACAACGCGGGGGACCCAAACUGGUACGUCGUCUGUUAUGUUACUCCGCGGCGUGGCCGCGUAGGCGUCCAUAAGGGGGGUACAUGUCAGUGUAGGCGCGAAGGCAAGCAUACA